AACAAAGUCAUGCGUAAGCGAACGGUAUAAAUAUCAGCGGUCAUUUGAAAGUAUAUAACAUAUUUUUAAAAUGAAGUGCAAUACGAGUACACGUAUGUAUUGGAUUACUCUGGUCUGCUUUGCUAUAAUUGUGAAUAAUGCAUUUUGCAAAGUUCCGGACUAUAUCAAGGUGUGCUCAAAGAAAAAUGGUCUCUCAGCAUGUUUGAUGCAGAAUUUCAAAGAUGUUCUUACUUACUUAACUGAUCAUGAUGAACCAGCAUUUAAAGUUCAAAACUUUCGUGCUAUUCAUGUUCCCAAAAUUGAUCUUCAAGCCACUGCUGAUUUGAAAGUUUCUUUAAAAGACGUUGUUUUCACUGGCUUAGAAAAAUCAGCAAUCAAAGAAAUGAGCAUUGAUGAUACAGAAAUCCGCAUGUUGCUUCAUUCAGAUGAAAUGAUUUACAAUGGCAAGUACCAAAUGAAUGGAAAAAUUCUCAUCCUGCCGAUUGAAGGAGAAGGAACCAUGCGUAUUACACAAAAAAAUUUUGAUCUUGACUACAAAGCCAAACUAAAAAUCGAAGAACGCAAAGGUAAAAAGUAUUACUACGUCGACAACAACCCAGAAGACACAAAAAUAGUUAUCCCCAUGAUUGAACGAGUUAUAUACCAAUUUGAUAAUCUAUUCGGUGGUGACCCAAAUCUAGGUCCUGAAAUGAACAUAUUCCUGAACGAGAACUGGAAGGAAGUGUUCAACGAGAUAAAAGUUGCAGUGGAACAAACGGGAGCAUAUUCGUUAGUCAAUCCGAUUGUAAAUG
Dalotia coriaria is the source of this 791-nucleotide messenger RNA. Its product is annotated as protein takeout-like. The record is from RefSeq and is a predicted model, not a curated record. The annotation marks the transcript as partial. Lineage: Eukaryota; Metazoa; Arthropoda; Insecta; Coleoptera; Staphylinidae. The transcript has 4 exons.